AACUAUUUUUAUUAAGAAAAAAAGUCGUUCUUUCGUUUCAUUUUAUUUUACAGAAAGAUCUUAUGUGUUUUUGUUUUGCGGAAAAUGUCAAACAAGAAUAAAGUUGUAUUCUUUUACUGCCGACAUUCAUUUUGUAACAUUACAAAAUAAAUUCGUGACGCAAACUCAGAUUCUGAAAUAUUCUCGUGCAGCCAAAUAUAAAACAUUACUUCUCCAUUGAAGAAAAAAAUCACACACGCACGCACGCACGCACACACACGUCUCGGUGGGAUCCAAUGAACAGGUGGCGGCAAUUUUUAGAUCCUCUGUGACCUCAUGCAAAUACACAAAUUGUGUGCAUGUUUGUUUAUGUAUGUGUGUGUUGCAUGUGUUUGUGAGUGCACAUAUGAAUGUGUGUGGAGUGUGUUUGUGUGUGUGUGUCUGAGUGUGGUUUAGGUGAAAUGUGUUUGUUGUGUAUGUUGGAUGUGUGUGUUGUGUGUCUGUGCUUGUGUGUGUUGUGUGUCUGUGCAUGUGUGUGUAUGAGCGUGUGUGUGGUGGGAGUGUAUUUGUUGCCUGUGUGUGGGGUCUCCGGUGUGUUUGUGUUGCCUGUUAGUGUGUGUGCUUGUGUGUGUGGUAUGUUGUUGCGUGUGUCGUGUGAAUGCGUUGUGUGUGCGUGUGUGUGGUGCGUGCACGUGUUUGAGUUGUGUGUUUGUGUAAUUAGAAUCUGUGUAUGUGUGCAUUUCUUUGUGUGUGUGUGUGCAUGUGUGUAGUCUGUUUGUGUGUGUGUAGGAUGUGCACGUGUCGUGUGUUUAUUUGUCGUGUGAGUGUUUAGAGUGUAUGUCUGUGUGGCGUGUGCAUGUGUUUGUGUUGUUUGUGUGUGUUCAUGUACAGAGGCCAGAUUUCACGUCUCACAUGGAGCCCUCUCCCCCAUGUACCCCCCUGUGCCCCCUGUGCCCCCCUCCUUCCUGCGCUGCUAUUUAAAGGCCCCCCCAGCGGGCGUCUCACCCACUGACCGAGUGAGCGAGCGACGAUCCGGAAGGCUUGCCGACGUUCCCGGCAAGAUCUGGAAGCUGACCUGAAAGGAUCAUCGGGCCUUAGCGGGAUAUUGCGAUUUCCUCGGGAGAUCGGGACCCCGAGUGGGCUCGGGCGGCGUCCCCCACCCCCCGGCACGAUGGACGUCCCCAAAACGGAACCCCCGACACUAAAACGCGCCGUGAGGAAAAUCCGAUGCGCCGCCAUGGUGGCCAGUCUGGCCAGGAGCUGGCAAGGUUGGGCCAGCGAGCACGCCGACAAGCAGGACGCCGCCCCCGCCGGGUGGAUGCCCUGCUCCGUGGACCAGACGGACACAAAAGAGCGCCACCGUGUGGUCAAAGUUGCUAUUAGGCCCCGGGAAAAGGUCUCGAGUGAUGCCAAUCCCAUCCGGAGUGUUUCCAUCUCGAAAACUGUUCAACCCAAAGCCAGCGAGCGUGGCGGGGAUCUGGUCGACAUCAUCUGCGGAAAGAUGGAGUCGGGUCCCGAGGAAAGCAAGCCCUUCCUGGGAAACGAGUCGCCCACACGGAGGCGCCACAUGAGGACGCUGCACGGAAGCGGCGGAGGCGGUGGCGGCGUCAUCCACGACAGGAAGUUGAUGCUCCAGGACAGGAAGCUGAGCUCCAGGAGCAGCAGCCUGGACACGGAGGACAGCGGCUUGGGGGACGAGGUGGCGCCCGGAGACGGCGCGGACGCCAAGACGGAAACGACGGGCGCCAAGUGUCAAAAAGUCGGCAGCAGGCCCAAGAUUAAGAUCGCCACCAUGGGAGACAUCAAGAGUCGAUGGCAGCAGUGGUCCGAGCGGCACGCAGAGGGCCAGAAACUCAACCCCUUCAGCGAGGACUUCGACUACGAAUACGCCAUGAGCCUCCGCCUGCGCAAGGGCGACAGCGGCUACGGUCUCCCCAAAGAGGGCUCCAAGACGGCCGAGCGGGGCGACCGUGCGCACAAGCACAUCCACAGGGAGAUGGAGGAGAUGGUGUGGAUCGUCCGAGACAUGGGCUUCCAGGACGGCGAGGGCCGGACCGCGGUCACCUUCGGGCGCCUCUUCGACCGCUACGUGAAGAUCUCGGACAAAGUGGUCGGCAUCCUGCUGCGCUGCCGCAAGCACAAAAUGCUCGACUUCCGAGGCGAGAUGCUGUGGAAAGGACAAGAUGACCACGUGGUCAUCACGGUGGUAGACUGACGGGACCGUCUGGCAACGGACUGCCGGCGAUGCGGUGCCGGAGUCAGCCGACACCGCGGCGCUCGGCAAUGUCGUCGAGGACUCGCUAGCGCCGUUGGAAAGCUCCUCCUUAUCAGUGUCGGCGUAGAAUUUGAAGAAAUUAAUCCCUCUAUGACCUUUUGCUCAAAGGUUUAUUCGGUAGUUAACAAUCGGUGGACUCCAAAACUCCCAGUUUGGACGUUCAGCGAGGUGGUAGAAGGAGGCUACUUUUCGUGAGUAGUCUGUGUUAAUCUAAUCUCUGUAAGAACUUCCAUUCAACUUUUUUUUUUUAAAUAUUAACGAUGCGUGGACUGCAGACACAAAAUGAAUGGAUGGAUAUUCAAUUCCUCCCCGUAUGUUCAACAGUUAUUUCAUUGAAAACGAUCUGCCAAUUGUGGUAAUGAACCACAGGCUGCCGAAAUGGCAGUACGUGCACUUCACGAUGUCGUAGCUUUCACCAUCGAAAAGCUUUACCCUACGGAUAUUGGGAUACAAAUCGAACUCCUGCCCCCUAGUCGUGGACAAAAUUAGUCUUCGCGACGUCUCCGAGAUGUCGCUGAGACCUCCUUGACGACAAGGAUAUUCUCUAGGCGAUGUCGCCGUCAGGUCGCCAACUAGUCUCCAGACCAGUGAGCUAGACCCUUUACGGUUGACAAAACUGUCCCUUCCGGUCAUUCAUGAGGGGAACAGUAGCUACUUCAAGUGGCUGUGGACAAAAAUCAAACAAGAGUAAGGUUGCCACAGUAAACUUAGCAGGUGGGCCUCGUUAGCGGACGGUUGCGGCAGCGUGACCAUAGCGGCUCGGGUGCGCCGUGCGCUGCACGUCCUUCUUAUCCGGCGAGCCCCGAGCCCAACGAGCCUCCCUUCACCGUUGUCAACAUCCGGCUGAAGAAGAGGGCACCGGGUCAAAGCCGCCACAACAGGAAGCGGAACGGACUGCCGUCCUGUCUCGGCUCACGACGACACGGCAGAAGCCGCAGUCGAGUGCGACGCACGCCGCCAAGUCAAAUGUGAAGAGACUCGCCUCCCGGGCGAUUGCAGUAAUCUCCCUGUUGUUGAAACAUUGUAUUUAUCAACCUUUUUGACACAUUUGUUAAGCUGCGGAUUGCUGAACGAGGAAAACAUGGAAUAAACACAUUUUUGUUGAGCUCA
Molecule: messenger RNA, 3364 nt
Organism: Phyllopteryx taeniolatus (common seadragon)
Lineage: Eukaryota; Metazoa; Chordata; Actinopteri; Syngnathiformes; Syngnathidae
Gene: abraa
Product: actin binding Rho activating protein a
Exons: 2
Coding region: 1151-2194 (347 amino acids)
Biological process (GO): positive regulation of transcription by RNA polymerase II; positive regulation of Rho protein signal transduction
Cellular component (GO): sarcomere
Molecular function (GO): actin binding
Source: RefSeq, a predicted model, not a curated record